UGCAAAACUGUUGAUGACGGACUGGGUGUGUUGUAUAAACACAGAGACGGAUGAAAUAGUCGCACAGAGACGGAGAACCUGAACGCAUUCACAGUAUAGUGCAGGUUAUGAUAUGCACAAUAUUCCGCCUAAAGAGAAUACAGAGCAAAUGUGUGUUUGACGGUUGACUGCUGGAUUAGCUAAGCAAAUACGCUAAUUGGAUCACCGCUGGCUGUACACAGCAUAAAUAGAACACUCCAGGUAAAGAAAAACAACGUACUCAGCCCCUGCAGAUCAGUCCAAGACAAGAACUCCCACCCUGUCUCUGAGUGGUUUAAAAGGGCGUUUGAGCAGCAGAUCCAUGACGAUGAGGGCACUGGCUGUGUCUCUGGUCCUGAUGGCCUCUCUGGGGGUCUUCCACUGUGCUCGGGAGGGGCCCAUAAUGGACAUAUCUGAGGAGACCCUGAAGCAGCUGUCGUUGGAGGGUGAGAAGUAUGUGGACGAGGCCGUGAGGAAGGCGUUAUAUGGGGUCAAGCAGAUGAAGGACAUCAUGGCCAAGAACGAGGAGAAGCACGAACACCUCAUGAAGUCCCUCAAGCACAGCAGUGACAAGAAGAAGGGGGCAGAAGAGCUUGUCGAGGAGGUGGAGCACAAGCUGGGGGAAGUGGAGAAGCGGUGCAGGGACUCUGUGCAGGCCUUCUGGGAAGAAUGUCGGCCUUGCCUGGAGAAGGAGUGCAAAGCCUUCUACACCAAAACCUGUCGCCGGAGCUUCUCUGCCUUCACCAACAGGGUGGGGAACUUCUUCCACAGGGUGACUUCUCAUCUUGGCCCCCAAGGCUCCGAGGAGCAGCUGGGACAAAACCAGACGGCCGAGAGCUCGGAGCAGGACGCGGUGCGGAUCGAGGAUUCCUUCGGCAUGCUGCUCUCCAAAGUGGGCACGCUGGUGAACCGCUGCGUCGUGCUGGCCUCCCGCAUGCAACACAAGCUGGACAGGAACCUCCGCAAGACCUACGACCCCGCGCUCCAGGACAGGGAGGCCGAGAUCGUCCUGCCGUCCCCCGACAGGGACCUGGACUCUGGCUUCCUGAAAGGCGUGGGGCUGGAGGAGGUGAUGGAGUCCUUCUUCGACUUCGGGCGCAGCGUGGUGGAGGAGUUCGGCGCCGUGCUCACGCAGGUGUUCGACGACAUGGGUGACGCGGCGGACGAGGAGAGGAAGAGAGAGAAGGAGCUGUUCCCGCGCUUCCUGCAGAACAGGAAGCUGUGCAGAGCCCUCCGCAGGCAUUCGUCUGAGUGCUGGCAGCUGCAGCAUAAGUGUGAGCCCUGUCAGGGAACCAUGCUGUCAGAGUGCCCCAAUGUCCGGGAGUUGCACAUUGAGCUGGGCGAGGUGUCUGAACUGCUGGAGGUGUCCAAGCAGCAGUACGAGGAGGUGCUGGAGAUCGUGCAGCGGCACACGGACGACACGGUCAGCUGGCUCGGGAACAUGGCCACGGAGUUCGACUGGGUGGCUGAGCUGGCAAACAACAACAGCGCCCCCGAGAGCAUCUUCAGCAUCACUACAGUGGAGAUGCACAAUGAUGAGGGCGUCAUUGUGUCAGGGGGGAAGACCAAGGUGGAGGUGAGCAUCCUGAGCUCCCCCAUGCUCACGCUGACGGUUCCGGGCGAGCUGGAGCUGCAGGACCCCGCCUUUGUCCAGUAUGUGGCUGAGGAGGCUCUGGGUCUGUACAAGCAGAGGGUCAGGCACGAGGAUAACUGAGGAUGAAAGUGAACAGCGGGUUCGUUUCUUCAUUGCUGUAGCGCUUCGCUAAGGCAAACUCAACUGGAAAGAGCAUCUGAAUAAACUUAGCAUAACUAUGAAUUUUCUUAGACUUCACGUGUUAAUGGAAAUAAAUUAUGUUCCAUAUACA
This is a messenger RNA of Clupea harengus (Atlantic herring), 1883 nucleotides long. It is a transcript of the gene clul1, whose product is annotated as clusterin like 1. Gene Ontology annotation, cellular component: nucleus. Gene Ontology annotation, molecular function: misfolded protein binding. NCBI's taxonomy places the organism in Eukaryota, Metazoa, Chordata, Actinopteri, Clupeiformes, Clupeidae. The record is from RefSeq and is a predicted model, not a curated record.